ACAUGACCCUAUUUCGUCUGCUGAAAGUUCGCUCGAGUUGGCAUUCACGAAGUUAUCAGAUAGAUCAGAGAGUAUACCACGGAAUGGAACAAACACAGUUACGUGAUACGCGACGCGUCGACUUAGGGACGCGUCUCCUGGACGCGUCAUGUUUGACAUGACUCUGAAACAGGUAUUUGGUGCAUAUCACUCACGCCUGUGGCCAACCGUUGUGACUCAAUGCCUUACACCGCUGGACACGACAAUGUACUGCGGCACCUAUUUCGGCAGCAAUGCCGGACUGAACCAAUGCGAGACAUCAUGACUUCUCACUCGGUAGUGAGGUCUGAGCCAUGCUGUCGGACUUGUUGAUAAACAACAUACCCAAUUGUGUGGAAAGGGAUUGAGCACUAUAUUAGCAUGGUUGUUCUCCCAAGUUACAAGGGUUACUCUCAGCAUGGCUGUCUUGAAGAACAUCGUACUCGCUUUUCUGCUACUAACAACUGCUCAAGCCUGGUCGGCUGCAGGAUGGGGCAAGCCUGGAAACAGGAGAGACACAAACGCAAAUCGAUUUGCAAGGGGUCUUAGUCCCUUACCUCCUCGGCGGCUAUACGAAGCCACGCGUGUUGGCCCGCCGCUAGCCCGCCGCUCUGUGUACUUCCUCUGCUCUCCAACUAAAUCUGGCGCAGGCUAACCUCCUCAAGUACUCCUCUGACAGGAUCCAUAUCCGUCACCGCGCAGGGAGACGAUUUGCC
Dacryopinax primogenitus is the source of this 734-nucleotide messenger RNA. RefSeq lists its product as uncharacterized. The record is from RefSeq and is a predicted model, not a curated record. The transcript has 2 exons. Bases 437 to 673 code for a protein of 78 amino acids. Lineage: Eukaryota; Fungi; Basidiomycota; Dacrymycetes; Dacrymycetales; Dacrymycetaceae.